UGUUCUGCUAGUUAAAUGUCCAUCUAAACCUUUAAUUAUUUCCCCUGGCGGGACUACAGUUUUCGCGGUUUAGACAGAAGGAAGAAUGUGCCCCAGACGUUAAUAGCGCACACAAGCACUGAAUCUGUAGCAGGGACUUCGGUACGCCGGAUAAAUACUUAUACAACAUUCUGCCGUCGUCUCGGCUCCCCACAACACCUGUCCUAUUAAUACAGCAAUAUCUCGGGGUAGUCGACCGCCUCAUCCAUGCAUUGGAGUUCCGGGCCCCAGCACACCGGCUCCGGCUCCAGCCAUGUCGGCCAGGAAUGCAGCGGCUGGCGGCGGUGACAGAGCGGGAGACGAACCGGCAGAAGAUGUGCUGGUUGAGGAAAACCAGUGCAGUUCUAUGUCUUUGACCAGUCUGAUGACCCCGUCCUCAGCUGCUGGCAUGUCUUUGAACAUAGAGAUGCCCCGUAAGCGCAAGGGCAGCACGGACAACCAGGAAAGAAAAGCUGUUUUGACCCCUGACGCAGAUAUGGAAGAUGACCAAAAUGGGUCAGAUGGAGAGGACCAACAUGUCAAAAUUAAAUGCUUCAGGGAACCACAUAGCCAAAUUGAGAAGAGGAGACGUGAUAAAAUGAACAACCUCAUUGACAAACUAUCAGCCAUGAUCCCUACCUGUAACCCCAUGUCCCGGAAGCUGGACAAGCUCACUGUGCUCAGAAUGGCUGUGCAGCACCUCAAAUCUCUCAAAGGUUCAGGAAGUUCUUUUUCUGAAGCCAACUACAAACCGUCAUUCCUUCCUGAUGAGGAGCUCAAACACCUUGUCCUCAAGGCUGCAGAUGGGUUCCUGUUUGUAGUGGGCUGCGAUCGUGGGAAAAUAGUUUUUGUCUCAGAGUCUGUGACGAAGAUAUUAAAUUAUAGUCGGGUGGAGCUGAUUGGUCAGAGCCUGUUUGAUUAUAUACACCCAAAGGACAUGGGAAAAGUGAAGGAGCAGCUGUCGGCUUCUGAAUUGUACCCUCGUGAACGGCUAAUAGAUGCUAAAACUGGUCUGCAGGUCCAGGCCGACCUGCCAGUCGGUGCAGCGCGGCUCUGUUCAGGUGCACGGCGCUCAUUCUUCUGCCGCAUGAAAUACAAUAAAAUUUCUGUAAAAGUGGAAGAGAAAGAAUUCCAAGCCAGCACCUCCAAAAAGAAAGAGUCGCAGAAGUACUGCACAGUCCACUGCACAGGCUACAUGCGCAGCUGGCCUACCAGUCAGAUGGGAGCAGAGGGGGAGGGUGAGGCAGACAAGCAGGAUAGUUCCCACUUUAGCUGCCUGGUGGCGGUGGGACGCGUCCACUCCCACUCAUCUCCUCAGGUUAAUGGAGAAGUGCAAGUUAAGCCCACAGAGUUCAUCACACGCUAUGCCAUGGAUGGCAAAUUCACCUUUGUUGAUCAAAGAGCUACAACCAUUCUUGGUUAUCUGCCCCAAGAACUGCUUGGGACAUCAUGCUAUGAGUAUUUCCAUCAAGAUGAUUUACCACAGUUAGCUGACAGACAUCGAAAAGUGCUGCGGAGUAAAGAGAAAAUAGAGACAAACUGCUAUAAAUUCAAAACAAAACAUGGCUCGUUUGUCACUCUGCAAAGUCAGUGGUUUAGUUUUGUAAAUCCCUGGACCAAAGAAGUAGAAUACAUAGUGUCAACUAACACAGUUAUAUCGCACGAUCACAGUCGAACCAGCCGGUCAAACAGAUCUGAACAGUCGAGCAAUUCCAAGACGUCUGAAGAAGAUGGCAAGAAGUCCCUUCCAGUUAUACCAGGUAUCUCCACCUCACCUGGUUCUAUGAUAUAUGCUGGAAGCAUAGGGACCCAGAUUGCCAAUGAGCUGCUGGACUUCAACAGGCUGAACUCCUCACCUUCCAGCGGUAGUGUCAGCCCAUUCAGUCUACCACAGGAUAAAUGUCAACAAACCCAUAAUCAAAUCAGCAACAAUGUGCCAAAUGGAGAGGCAACAGACAUGGAGAUGCCAGGAAAGUCCAGCUCAGAGGGUGAGCCACCGGGAGCCGCAUUCUCAGGAGGAGAAGCACUCAUGGCUGAGAAUCCCCAGCUGGAUUUGGACAGCGUGGUUGGACCAGGCCUUAGUAGUCUUAGCAAUGAUGAAGCAGCCAUGGCAGUGAUCAUGAGCCUCCUGGAGACGGACACAAACCUGGGUGAAGCUGUGGACUUUGAAGAGAUGCACUGGUCUUUAUAGAAUCUGCUCCUUCAGUGUGUUCCUAUAGCACGCUGAAAAACACUUGGACCAUCAGUUUUUGUGGGUUUGUUUGUUUUUUUGAAGGUGAGAACCCGAAUGCUCAUUCUAAGACACGGCAUUCCCCUUUUUUAAAGUCCUUAUUUUAUUUAUUAGUAAACUUUUUCCACAUAAGCUGUGUAGUGUCCAUGUGGCUGCUCUAACAGGGAGUGGGAUCGACGACAAUAAGGGACACCUGCUUCCCCUCUUCAGAAAGAGGAUGUGCCUCUAACGCCUUACAGCAGUCUGCUUGCCCUCAAAUGGUGUUCCUCACUGCUUUCUUCGUAUCGACCGUCAUCUUCUGUUUAACUGAAGAGGCCUCACAAGGUUGAAGAACCCAUGAACAAAAAUGACAGCUCGGGAUUCCUACUUAUAUUUCUCUCCUGUACCUGCAUUUGAACAAAGGUUGGGAGUAAGAAUGCAAAAAAACAACAACAAAAAAACGGAAAAAUAAAAAAGACGGAUUUGCACUGAACCGAUUUCAUGUUUUUUAAAAGGUUGUAAUUUGAUUAGGUACUGUAUGUUUAAUUAAAACCCGAGGAAGACACUUCUGACCACCUGGCCCCUCUCUUUGACCCCUCAGGAUCUAAGCCAGUGUACCAUGGCAGACCACACUUCCAUAACCUCUAACUUUGAGAGUCAUCUAUUGAUGUACUACUCAGAGAUUUUCUCUUAACUUGUCAGUAUCUGAACAUUUACCAUGGAAACAGUCCAGCAACCACCUCUCUUGUCCACUGACUUGAACAUAUUGUAUAUGUGUGGAUUUGGUAUGAUUGCAAAUGCCACUUCUUCAGGACUUAUCUGUCUUAAAGGGAUAAGUUGUUUAGGAAAAUAAUUUAAUUUUUUCCUAAGUACGCUUCUACAGGUGUGUUGGCUGCCCUGAAUUUUUUGCCCUUGUGCUAAACAUUUAAUAUUUCUUGGCAAAAGUGAUCCAUCUUCAUUAAUCUGUUGGAGAACAGCCAGUUUUGGUGGUCGACCAUUCAUAGAUUUAUGAGCACUACAGUACUACUUCAUGCAAAGUGAAACAGCACUUUAGAGGUGCUGAAAUGGAGGUUUGGUAGCAGUGGGCUGAGCAGCAAACCCAUUUCACAUCUGUGACAUUUUAUCAGAACAUGUUUGAGGAUGAUCUCUUGAAUGUGAUGGUGCAAGUGAUAACUCAGGGAGUAAUGGAAACAGAACCGCCACAUCUGAACAUACAAAAACAUAGUCCUUUUUAACUGUAGCAGUAUUUUGUCCUACUUCCCUACAGUCUGUGCAUUGGUUUGAGUCAUGUCUCAUCUUACACUCAUACCUCUUUCACUUACCACCUUUAUAGUCUUGCAAGUAAGUCAUAACUUCAGCUGUUUUUCUUUCCUUGUACUAUUAUGCACUGAAGAUUUGUCGCAGGCACAAAAUGUUGUCAUGUAUACAUUUCUUAAGGGACUAUGCUAUGCAGAGCUAUCAUUCCAUAACAUCCAAAUUUUAAGGUGUGUUCUUUCUCCAUGUAAUUGUCACUCCCAUAUCAUGCACGACUCAAAACGUUUUAAGACAAACUGCUGACUUGUAACAUGACAUUUGAUGAGAACUUGAAUGAGUCACUGAGUUGUAUGGACCCCGUUGCGAUUUACCUCAUGUAGAGUUUUUUUUUCCCAUGCUCACAAGUGCAUAUCUUGGAUUUUUACCAACACUACACAUUGACAGCUGUUAUGUGAUGACUUAUAUGUUAAUGAUCCCCUGCUGAUAAUCAUGAGGUAGCCUGAUGGGUUUUGUAAGGUACAGUUUAGAACUAACAAAGUAAAAAUUAUUGUCUCUCAGUGAUAUUUCUAAGGAAAAAGACAAAAGACAGUUAAGCCCAUGCCAAAUGAUACCAAAAUUGUAUAUUUUUUUUGCACAUUAAGAAAAUGAUUGUAUUGGCUUGCUUAAAAAGAAAUUGAACACUUUGGUACACUUUCCCUUUAAGUUUCUCAAAACAUAGUGAAUGCAAAUUCACAAACUGUUCAUAAGAAAAUUCGAACAAGCUAAAAUCCAGCUAUAUUUGUUGGCACAUUUAUUUUGGAUUCAUUUGACUCUAUUCACUGAGGUGCAUGUUACAUUUAUCAAAUCAUGUUUCUUUAUCCUGAAUAACUUUCAGUAUUCAGUGCUGCAGUCUCAUAAGGAAUGCAAUGAAAAGUGCAAAGUCUGUAUAUGUUUAAGUUUCUGGACUGUGUAUGUGUAUCUUAGUUAUUCAUUAAUACCUAGACUCAUCGGUCAAAACAUCAGCUGUUGUGUUGCUGCCCAAAUAUACAAUAUAUGGAACUGUGUAGCUCUCAUGCCAUGCCAUUGCUCCUAUGGGUAUCUUAUUUAGGGCAACGGUUUAUAAAUCGCAUAAGGACUGUUGGGAUUUGCCAUGAGGAAUUCUUAUUCCGAGUAUAGAAAAGGUUAUUGUGAAUCAUGAAGAAUACUGUCUUUUCUGUCAAAUGCUUGAAUUUAUGAGGAGCCUGUGAAUGGAGCAGCUGAACUCACGAGGAUCCUCCUGCCUGUGUCCGAAGUGCCUUUGGACAUGUCUGCCCGGACACACAAUAAACCUGUGUUGCUUAUGGAGAUCGCCUACCCAACUGGCACCUCCGCAGACUGAAAGGGGGCCUAAAACGUGUCAUUGGAUUAACUUGCUGCCACAUGGCAUACUGUGCACAUCAUGAAUGAAGCGGAGGCUUCACAGAGUUCAGCACUCUCUACCUAACCAAACAACCAGAGCUAUGGAGUCGUGCCAUAGACACAGGCUGUUUUUGUUUUUUUUCCUGAAAUCCAUUUUGUAUUUUUCUUUCUGUUCUUGUUUUAUUAUUGCACGGUUGUAGCUGCAAUCUCCGCUGAAAGCUAAAACAUUGUUCUGACUUCAGCUCAUUUGGUGGUGACUGAGUGAUGCAUCUUGCUGAGAGGUCACAUACUUUUGCUUCUGUCUCCGUUUGAAAUAAAACAGUAGAUUUUGUAAGCUAGGA
Scatophagus argus is the source of this 5199-nucleotide messenger RNA. It is a transcript of the gene bmal2, whose product is annotated as aryl hydrocarbon receptor nuclear translocator-like 2. The coding region runs from base 293 to 2209 and encodes 638 amino acids. The record is from RefSeq and is a predicted model, not a curated record. Gene Ontology annotation, biological process: regulation of transcription by RNA polymerase II. Lineage: Eukaryota; Metazoa; Chordata; Actinopteri; Scatophagidae. The transcript has 18 exons. Gene Ontology annotation, molecular function: DNA-binding transcription factor activity, RNA polymerase II-specific; protein dimerization activity; RNA polymerase II cis-regulatory region sequence-specific DNA binding. Gene Ontology annotation, cellular component: nucleus; cytoplasm; transcription regulator complex.